This is a messenger RNA of Gloeophyllum trabeum ATCC 11539, 1898 nucleotides long. RefSeq lists its product as uncharacterized. The transcript is spliced from 5 exons. The record is from RefSeq and is a predicted model, not a curated record. NCBI's taxonomy places the organism in Eukaryota, Fungi, Basidiomycota, Agaricomycetes, Gloeophyllales, Gloeophyllaceae. Bases 1 to 1890 code for a protein of 629 amino acids.
AUGCCUGCGUAUUAUGCACUCUGCAUAAGCAAAAGUCCUUCUAUAGAAUAUGAUAUCGAAAUUCAUACUCUACAAAAGGACGGCGACAUUGGCGAGUACAAGGUUGGCACCAUGCACCGAAGUCUCACACAGGCCGAGUUCUAUGUGCUCGACGAGCCCGCACGGAAACAGAGCGUCGAGGAGCUGCGGAAGUGGAGUGAAGAAUGUAUCGCCAACGAGGACGACCUCUCCGCGAGGGCAACGGUUUACCGGAAAUGGCACGUAGUGAAACCGGAAGUGGAAGAUUUGAAGGGAUGUUCUCUCAAGCUUGCAGUCGUUGUAUCCCCGCCGCCACUGCCCUCCCCCCCUACUACGCCGUCAAUCGAUCCUGCAAAAGUCCUAGAAAAGAUUGCCCGGAGCUAUGGCAAACCUUCGUCCGAAGCCGAGCCUAAGAACAUGUGUGAUAGGCAGCACCCCUCAAACAUCCUUGGGGCUUACAACGGACGGCCAUUGUACCUAACCCCCCCUCCAAUCGCCAUAUUUCACCCCGUCUUCGCCCAGAUGACUAGAGAAUCGCGCCAGCCUGCCCGCCUCCAUGACUUCACAGCGGACGAAAUCGAUGCAGCAUACAAAUUUCUACUCGCUUGCACCGAAAAUUAUCUCGACGAAUCCGAGUUUCAAGAAGCUAUGCAGCACUUCCCUUUCAUUGGCAGGACCAGAUUCUGGCACGAAUUAAACAUCAACUUAUCGAGCGGCCAGACCAGGUCAAUGCGACUUGACGGUGGUUCCUCCGUCGACGUGGCUCUGCCUGGUGCUAAAUUGGCGGCAGCAUACACCGCUUUAGGAGAACUGAAGAAGUUGGGCGAGCAGGAGGCGGAUGCCUCGAUGCAGGCGAUGGCUGCACACAUGCAGCUAGUUUUGCACAAUAAUCAGUAUGAGCUGAUCCGGCAACACUCCUGCUGUCCUGUGCUGCUCGUGGCCCUCUCCGGCGACAUCUUAAUCAUCUGGGGUGGUGUCUAUGGCGAGCGGUUCUUGUACGAGCCUCUGAUGACUAUUCGUGCUGGACUGCAGCCUAGCAUGUAUUCCGACGACCCUGGCUUUGGCGGCAAUCACGUUGGCGCCGGUGUUCUCGAGGUCGCCAAGGUCCUCAGGGUUCUGCGAAGAGGUGUCGACGCUCUUGAGACCUAUUACGAGGGGCUCUUAUCGUCAUUGCCAAAGAUCAAGGAGAAAAAACCGUCUCGACCAGGCUCCCGGGUGAAGUCCAACGCCGGUGGAGCGUGGACGCAGCCUGUUGAUCUGCCUCCUGCUUCCCCACACUGGUCGACUUUCAUUAUCGGGGGAGUAUCCUACAAACUCCAGUAUGCGGAAACGCUCGUCCCCGAAAGCAUUCAGAAAACCGUCUAUCGUGCCACAGUAAGUCCGCGAUUGAAUGAUCGCACUGACAAAGUCGUCGUCAAAUUCACGCACUGCUACGGCGAAGAGGGUCACCGCUUGCUCGCGGGCAAUGGUCUGGCGCCCGAGCUGUACUACUGCGCAUACGAGCCCACUGUAGACAUGAUUGUCGUCGUCAUGGCCUUCAUGCCUGGGAAGGUGUCUGGGUCGGGUGUAUCGCUUUCUCACAAACAGCAGGGCGACCUGAAGCGCGCAGUGGCUCUCCUUCACGGCGCCGACCUCGUCUUUGGGGAUCUCCGCCGGCCGAACAUCAUCGCGCAUGAUGACACGGUUGCUUUGGUGGAUUUUGAGUGGUGCGGGGCCGCGAUGGAUAACGCGGAGCAAGGAAAACGCCGAGCGAGGUAUCCCGUCGAUAUCAACCUCAGCGAUAUCGAGUGGGCACCUGGGGUGCGGCGCUAUGGGUAUAUCGAGAAGGCGCAUGACUUGUUCAUGCUAAAGUCCCUAUGUACAGAUGUUUAGGCUUGGUG